Molecule: messenger RNA, 237 nt
Organism: Arabis nemorensis
Lineage: Eukaryota; Viridiplantae; Streptophyta; Magnoliopsida; Brassicales; Brassicaceae
Source: the annotation of a GenBank genome assembly
AUGGAAGAGGUGUACAUGCAGAAACGAGAGGAGAUGGAGAAAGUCAGGAAGGAGAGAGAGGCGACGAUAAAGGCUAAAAAGGAAGCGAAAGAAGAGGCCGAAGCUCGGAGGAAAAUAGCCCGAGGGAAUAUGAUGAGAAAGACUCGACAUGGUCAACCUGUAAUGAAAUACAGAAUAGAGCAUCUUCUCGAAUCAAUCAAGAAAUCUGCUGGAAACGAUGGAAGCAGAACCGCAUGA